Messenger RNA from Cynara cardunculus var. scolymus (artichoke), 1119 nucleotides. RefSeq lists its product as uncharacterized. The record is from RefSeq and is a predicted model, not a curated record. NCBI's taxonomy places the organism in Eukaryota, Viridiplantae, Streptophyta, Magnoliopsida, Asterales, Asteraceae. The transcript has 8 exons. The coding region runs from base 144 to 875 and encodes 243 amino acids.
UUGUGACACUUUCAACUAUUUAGUGCCCAUUUGUAAAAAAUGAUUUUCAAGAAAUUAAAGUGAUUCACAUGUUCCUGAUUUGAAGAAGAUGAUGAUGUUCCAGUCUUAUUGAAGGCGGUGCUUGUUGAAUCAUUCACUUUCUAAUGUCAGAAGACAUCACCAGCAACAGCGAUGAUAAUAACCCAUCCACGCCAUCAAAUACACCCUAUCAUCAUCAAGUUAAAACGGAACAAGAUAUGAUGAGGCUUUGGGGAAUCCUUAUUUUCGGAGUAAUUGGAGCUACUGCCACUACUUUCGCUAUCAAUCAACUGCGGAGGACCGGAGAUUACUUUUAUUCUCAGUUUACUAGGUCACAGUCAUCGUAUAGAGGCACCACCAAUGGUUCUUCCCGAUCAAGUUUUCAGGAGGAAGCUCGGAAAAGGUACGCCCGACGCAUGCAGGAGGAGUAUGAAGAAGAGAUGGAGAGAGUGGAGCGUAUAAGGCGCAUGCAAAGUGUCUUCAAUAGGGAGAAAAAUAAGUAUAGAAGGGGCUAUGAGAGAUGGAGCGAAGAUAGUUCAGAUGGAUAUCAACAACAUUUUCAACGGGAUGAUUGGUAUUGGAAAGCCGAGACAAUGUAUGGAAAUAGGAGUAAUUUUAAGGAACCCCCUCAGGCCCCUGCAAAUUAUUCUUUGUCCCAUCACUAUGCCAUACUGGGUCUCAACAGGUCAAGGAAAAAUCCAUACACAGAUGAUGAGAUCAAGAUGGCAUUCAGAAACAAGGCAAAACAAUAUCACCCUGAUCAAAAUCAAGAAAAUAAAGAGGUUGCGGAAGCAAGGUUCAAGGAGGUUAUGAGUUCUUAUGAGGCCAUUAAAUCUGAAAGAAAGAACAUCAAGUAGAUGGAAUGAAACACAUUUACAAGUUGCUGAUUGCUAACCAAUACCCAAUUAUUUAAUUUUAUUAUAGUAUGUCUUGUGUGGUUUUGACAAGUAAUGUAAAUAAUAAUAAUAAUAGUCUUAUUUAUUUAUUAGACUUGACUAUGUCUAAACCUAAUUAAUAGAUACUUGUUAGGAGCUGUGUGAUGUAACGGUAUGUAAGAAUAACCUUGGUAUCUCAAGAAAAAUGCUAUUUGCAUCCUUUAUG